This is a messenger RNA of Xyrichtys novacula (pearly razorfish), 14432 nucleotides long. Lineage: Eukaryota; Metazoa; Chordata; Actinopteri; Labriformes; Labridae. The record is from the annotation of a GenBank genome assembly.
GAAUAAGAAGGUUACCGUGGUAACGUCAACACCUUUAGGCAGAGCUAGCUACAGUGUUUUUCAAGCUUUAUUGAAAUUCUCCUCGGUAAGUUUACGCCGUUUAUUCAGAACUGUUCAAAUUUAAGGGGGAAUUAGACGAUUGACGAAAACGACAAUGAAUGAGUUUAUGUUAUCGUACUUGGACGUUUGUUAGCUUAUCCAUGCUACAUCACGCAACGAACUGAUGAUUUGCAACGUAAUUUAAGCUCUGAAUACUUUCAAAAAACGUUUUAGGUGCUCAGAGAUAUUCUGUGCAGGGUCUUUGUUUAGUCGACACGGUAUGAAAAGGUAGAAAGUGUACAUUCCUGUGUAAUCAAAGAGUGAACUGUGUGCUUCAGACUCUGUACCCCAGCUGUAUAUCUCCAACAGAAAUGGACAUGCUCUUGUGAACACGCAGCCCUUACCGACAAGGACUGAGCAACAACAAAACUACCAGACUGUAGUAUAACACUUAAGUCGUGCUUUUUUUGUUCUUAUAUGUUCAUUUUUUUCAAGCAUCAUGUCCAGUCAGCGGCCUCCUUCAGGCAUGGGUCGCCCGGCUAGUCGCAGUGGGUCUGUGAUCCCUGGAGCUGGAAGGCCCCCAACAGCCAUCCGACCUCCUCCUACAGCUUUACGGGUUGCGACUGGGGUGAGUUCUCUGAGUUAGGAUGUGCUUUACAUUUCAAGAUAGUUUGUCUGCCAAUAGAUAGGGGAGAGUGGGGUAAGUUGAGCCACCCUCUGUUGCUUGUAAAUGGUAAAAGAAAGUGAUCAUGUGACCAAAUAUUUAGGAGAUGGGCAUCAAUUCAUGGAGUCUGUGAAGGUUAGAAGCACAUGGGUCAAGUUUUAUUAGAAUUGUGUUCAGACCAAAAAAGAUCAUUUUAAAUUUGUUUUAAGCAUCAAUUGUGGUAUCUAUGAGCUCCAACAUGAGGUCAAAAACCUAGCAUAAAAGUCCACCAAUUUAGCUUAGAGGACUAAUAAAGUCAUCAUAGUAGUUCUGGGGUAAGUUGAUCCGGUGGGUCAAUUGAGAAAGUAAAGAAGUCCGAUUAAAAGGUCUGAGUUUUAGCUCAGAUUGUUGAAACGUGUUACUUUUUCUUUUCAAAAAUACAGCUGUGAAUGUUCUGAAUCACUUAAAGGUAUUCUCAUGUUAAAAUGUCUUUUUUACAAAACAGCAAAAAAUUUAAAAAAAAAAAAUUAUUGUGCCAGUUGAAUAUCGUAUAAAAGAUAAAAAUACACAUGAAUGUGAAGAAGUGACUAUUAUUUAGGGAGAGAGAAGGUGAGGGAGGGCUGGGGUGGAAAGUGGGGGGUAGUAGGGAUACUGCUCAACUUACCCCGCUCCUAUGGUCAACUUACCCCAUACAUGGGGUAAGUUGACACAGGAGACCACUUUUUUUGGCAUGCUAUAUUAUCAAGACAGUUCUGUUUACACUCAUUCUGUUGGUUUGCAGGGAUGCACAACAUCUUGAAAUAUAUACACUAGUUAGAGACAAAACUAUGAUUGCCUUGAUGUAGUGAUCCCAAAUAUGAAAAGAAGCUCAUCUUACCCCAUCCCUCGACCCAGUUUGAGUAUAAUAAGUAUGAAAAUAUGUCAACUUAAAUUGUAAUGUUAUAACAUUAAAUUCACAAUGUCUGAAUAUAGAGUUUAUGUUUACCCAUUUAGAAACUCCAAAAUUGGAGCUAACUAAAUAGAAUUUUAGUUAAACAGAAGAAUAGAUUAUUUUUUCUAACGAUUUCUUGCACUCCCUGUUUCUGUGUCUCAUUAAGUAAGCUUUUUUUGUGUGACUUUUUAAAGAGAGAUGCUAAAAAAAGAACUCAUUCUCUCACUAUCAAACUAGUACAACAAUUUAAACUGAUUCAUGUACAUGUGGUGCAGGGAACUUUAUGUAUUGAAUUUGAGAUUGUUUCCUGAUAAACACCUAAAUUUACAGAGGCACGAGUUUAUCAAAAUCAACAGAGAUGAUUGAAUUAUUAAAAUUUUAGUUUGGGUGACUAUGUUCAAUAUAAUCUGUUUUUUUUCUACAAAUGAGGUUGUACAAAUCCAGUCUCAUGGAUGUGUUUCUUUCAUUUUCUAUUCAGAUAGUUCCAGGUACAAGUGGUCAUUCUGGUAUGAGGGGCGGCAUCCCCAUUGCCACUCCUGGAGUCCUGUCAGCACAAAUCAAAGUCACAGACAGGCCUGUGACCCAGCAGGGGCUCAGUGGGAUGAAGACUGGCAUGAAAGGUGAAUAAAAGAGGGCACUGCACUCUUUUCACAUGGAGAGAUUUAUAUUUAAAUUUUGGAGUUAAAUCUUUGUGUUACAUACAUGUCAGAGUCUCAUGUCUCAUCAUCUCCUGUCCUAUCCUAUUUCCAAAAGGACCUCAGCGACAAAUUCUGGACAAGUCCUACUACUUGGGCCUUCUGAGGUAACACAAGUCCUGCUACUAUUUUUAUAACACAUGUCAAGUCCAACCACUCCUUGAACUUACCAUUUGAACAUUUAAAUAUUUAACAUUUGACAUGAACAUAUUAUUUUGCUGUUGUACUUUCAGGAGUAAGAUCAACGAGUUAACAACAGAAACCAGCAAACUGCACAAAGAAAUUGACAACUUCAGCCAAGAGAAUUCAGUGUAUCUCUCCUAUGAGAAGAGGUAAGAGAGAGUUUUAUUGUUAAAAUUGAUGCUGUACAUUCCCUCGGCCUGCAUUUAUGUAAUGGCGUUAAUCAGUCAGACAAGUACAUUGCAAGUUAAACCCGAAAUUCUGUUCUCCAGUCGGGACAGGCAAGACAUAAAACUAGUCUAAUAGCAACAUAGUUUUACCAAAUCCCAUAAGGAUUUCAGGAUGUGAAUCAGUCAUGAUAUUUAGUGAAGUGGAAUCUAAACAGCUCAAAUAAAAAACACCCUGAAUCACAGGCGCUGUGUUGUUUUUUACUCUUUCAGAGCAGAAGGCCUCGCUGGUGAGAUCAAAGACUUACAGGGCCAGCUUGCAGACUACAACAUGGUAAACAGAUGCCCACUCUAGUUUUUUAGCCGUAGUCUUUUUUUUGAAGAGUGGCCACUGGAAGAAGAAGUCGGAUCUUUAUACUGAUGCAUUGAUUCUAGGUUAUCCAUUUGGAAUUGUUAGUAAGUUGUAGAAAGAAAUGAAACACUAAUAGUAAAUGCUCUAACAUUAUCACUAUUAGAGAAGUUCAGCAGCUUAAUGAUUAUAAAUGUUUGCUCAAUGUCAGAAUAUUUAUCUGUAGCUUAACAUCAUUUGAGUCUUAGUUGUGUGGUUGAAAGGCGUAAGAGCCUGGUAUAUUACACUGUGUUUCAAAAUCUUGCAGUCUUGUUUGCAGAAGACUUUGUCCCCCUAAUUAAACAUCAAUGAGUUUUAAUGGUAUGGAGUAAAUGUUCUGUAAACCAUGUUUGUGUUGCUCUCUUUUUGUAUCUCCAGCUGGUUGACAAGCUCAACACUAACACAGAGAUGGAGGAAAUGAUCAACGACUACAACAUGGUUAGUAAGCAAAGCAUGUAAGCUGUAAGGUUGCUUUUCAGACUUUUCUUGUGUGAAAGUUAGGAGUGUAUACUGAAAAUGCCCUCUUUUUUAAAUGUCCUUUUUUUUUAACUUGUCGCUCCAGUUGAAAGCCCAGAACGACAGCGAGGCUGAAGGCAUCGACAGCAUUUUCACUGAAAGGAGAGAGUGAGUACUUGAUGGCUAUUCUGUAUUGUUAUUGCAGUGUUCUCUUAAGUGCAGUUGAACUGUACUUUCUUUGAUUUACAGUAUUGUUAACAUGAGACAAACUAUCAGCUAGGUGAACAUUUGUAAGGUUAGUCAGUGGAUGUGCAAAUGUGGCUUGCAUGUAUUAUUCAGAUUUUUUCCAGGUUGGUUAUUGGGGUUUAAAUCAACAUUCUUUGCAGGUUAACCAAAAUCUGACACACCAACAUGAUCCAAUCAUGUCUUUAUUGACAUCACAUAGUGCAAAGUUGAAAACAUUCAAAUAGCUAAAAUGCCCUCAAAUCAUGUAGCAUUAAGGAAAAUCUUCUCCUGUACUCUGGUAGCCAAAAUUCUAUAGCUCUUCAGACUCUUUUUAUUUUCCCCAGUCUGAACCCAGACCCUGCAAGAAAGGUUUGAAAAUCCCCUCUUUAUCAAUCUUACCAUGCAUUCUGUACUCUGAUAUAGGGAGUUUUCCUUGCACUACCAAAAACUCAGAUUUCUCAGUCACACUUUCAGGUGAUGAAAGACUCCAAAGAGCCUGUUCUUGCUGUUCCAUCACCCAGUUGCAGCGUAUUUAUAUCACUCUGGAUGUAUGCAUUUGGCAUGGUUAAUGCAUACAGAAUCUUAGCCACAAAAAGCUGUGUCUUACAACUCCAGACAAAAUGAUUUUGUGUCAGUGUUUCAUCAAGAGGCAGCUGGAGACUGGAGUAUUCUUUGCAACAGGUUUUGUGCAAUUUUAUAAGUGCACUGAGUUUGCUUGUUAUGCAUCUUAAAGGCUGAGCUCUCUUUUGCUCCUCUCUUUUGCUAUCGCUUCACAGUGAUAGCAAAUACAGGUUACCAGGGUAACAUUAAAUUGGGGUAAUAUGUGAUUGAAUACUGGGUCUAAGGUCACUAAGCUUUUUGCAAACCACUCUAAAUACUCAGUCAGAUGGGAGAAUGCCAAUGGCUUUGCAGUCUAACUUUGGUUAUAGUCCUUGUCACAGGGGCUGCUGGUUCGACUCCUUGCCACAAUCUUUUGCUCUACUCCCCUCAUUACCUGUCUCUCUUCAGCUAUCCUAUCUAAUAAAGGAAAAAAUGCCCCAAACAACAUAACUAUUAAAAAAAUGAGAAGUGGUGUCUAUUUACUGACGUCCAUAAAAUGUACCUUAAAAGUACAGGUAUUUGGAGUUGAAAAGGUCUUUCAACCUCCAUCUGUACACUUUUGAAGUAGAAGUAUGAUUGUAUUUUUGAUUGCAAGAUUGCACGAUCAUUUUUGAUAUUGAUAUUGCUACAGCUCAACGAACAGAAUGACAAAAGCCAUAUGGUGGUUGGGAAAUAAGCAGUGGAAUAGAGGAAUAACUCUUUAGCACAAUACAACAGCCCCCCAGUGAACACAUUUCCUCAGCUUCAUCAGUCACUGUUUGGGUCUUCAUGUUCUAAUUGAAGUGUCCUCUCCCUUCUGUCACUCUUCCCUCUUGAUAUAUGGGUCUUCAUAGUACCCAUCCUCAUCCUCUUCUACCUCUUCUAUCUUCCUGUUCUCUCGCUCAAAGUUGAAAGUCUGAUGUUUGAGGGGCUUUCCCGUUCUUGAGAAAAAUGUCGACACAACGCCCGUCUCGUCUCCGGUGGAGUGCAGUCGCCGAUGACGGUAGUUGUGGAAGAGCUUGUACCAGGAGGGGCCCUUUAUGGCGCAUACGAUGAGCAGGCAUGUGAAUAACGCCAAAACUGCGACACAGGCUGUAAACUUCCAUGUGUUUCCAGACACAGGUGUUGGGACUAGUAGAAAGAAAGAAGAGCGUAGUAUGUACUGCUUUACUUCGUUUUUGACAUCUUAAAAUCGGACAUAAACCAAAUGUCUUUGUUUUACCUUGGGUGAGAUCUCUGUGCUGGUUUGUUGUGGUCUUCAGUAUAGACUUCUUCACAUUGACAGUUGUAGGUGGUUUUUGAGGGCGUGUGAUGAUGGUGGUUGGUGGUGAUGGGUAACAUGCAGCUGUAACCUCUAAAAGAUCCCUUCCUGUCUGAUUUCCUGGAGAAACACAGCUGGCUUUCGGUCCAUUUGUAGAGCCUGACAUCACAUAAAACAAAUAAAUCGAUACAACUGUUGAAUAUUCAGUGAAGCUCCCUUUGACUAGUAUGACUGCAUUUUCUCAUUACCAAUCUGAAUAUGCAACCUGAUCCCUUUUGUAUUUAUGGUUUACCAAAAUGGCAAUCUUUAGACCGUGAGUUGCAAUAUAUGAUUACCAAUGGAAACUCCUCCUGCUUUGACUUCUUCUAUGGUUUUCAGCAGUGGACAGGAACAGUUCCAGGGGUUACCAUGAAGGUUGAGCACCUAAUGGGCCCAGACAGAGUCAGGUUUAACCAUUAAUUAUAACACAACACAGCUAGAUCUAAAAUAGACGCUCUAAGGUUUACAAUUACCUUUCAUAUGUUUGAAUUAAUAUGACAGGUACAUAUGUAUGGUAUAAUUUUACUGAUAAAUCACUUUUUUUUCUUCUUGCAUAUCAACUUAAACCCUGAAGAAAUGAAAAGAUUGUGUUUCAGCUUCAUAAUACACUCAUAAGUACAUUUUAACAUUUUUAGUUAUGACAAAUGUAGGUGUAAUAAUGUGUUGAUGGAUUGUAAUAGGGUGUACCUGUAGAUGAUGGAGGCCUCUGAAUAGCUGUGUAUGCAAGCUUGUCAGCAGGUUGUUGGACAGGUCCAGCUCUGUUAGGAAAUCCAGGCCAGAAAAUGACUCUGGGUCCAGACUGCAGGUACAUACAAUAGUAAGAGAAAUUGUAUAUGCACUAUUGGCAUGCAAUGAUAAUAAAAACAUUUCAGAGGCCCCAUACUUUUUUUUUUUUUUUUUUUUUUUUACAAAGAAACAUUCUGAAUGACCUCAGAAGUCCAAAGUAGCAACAGACAUGCAACACUCUUGUAUUUUCAGUAUAUCAUGUAGUGACAGCAGAAAUCAGUUUUUUUCUUUCCACAUAUUAAAAGGCCCCUUUCUAGACUGAAAGCUAGCGUUUUAAUUCAUUUCUCUGUAUUUUACCUCUUGAUGUCGUUCUUAGACAGAGACAGCACUGUGAGAUUUGGUACCACUGAGAAGUACUUUGCAGGUACACUUCUCACUCUGCUGCCUUCCAGGUGGAGUUCGACCAAAUCAGGAUAAGUGGCCAAGGCCAGCCUGUCAGCCUCACUCAGAGUAAUCAGACUCCCUUCAAUCAACAGUUUUGUAAUCGAGGAACUGUUGCCAAUAGGAGGGAUGACCUUAAGAGGCAUGUUGGUCAGUUUCUUCACCUGCUGAUGAAUGAUAUUUGGAAGGAUGAAAAGUUACUACAGUGAAUGAAUUAGAAUACACAAGCACAGAAUGAAUGAGACAUUUGAGAUAUCCUGACUUAAGUUGGCAGUGUUUGCAAAAAAGAUAUUUUCCAUCACCAAGACCUGUCUCAAUAGAAAAAACAAACAUAAAUUCUAACCGGUUCAUCUUCUUCCACAGCAUCACUGCCGUGAAUAUUAAAAGCUGCCACUGCAGUCAACAGCAGUAACAAAAGAGGUUGCCAACACCGUUUCAUCAUCCCACCCUGAAAAGAAAACAGAAAAGCACUAUCAUUUUUUAGUAAUCUUCUAGUUUACCUAAGAUACUGACUUUUGUUCCUCACUAACACUAUUGGUGUUGUCUUUAAAGUUUCUAUUUUCUGUUGUUACAGAGAUUACUUUUAUUCAUAAAGCUGGACCCCUCUCUCCAGUGGUCAUUAGUGGCAUUUUUCUGAAUUACAAUAUUGUAUUUAUAGCUGAUUAGGAAAAUUCUCUAACUGACUCACAGUGUGCUUAUCUGGUUAUUAUACCAUUGCACGAAUAAACACUGUGUGAACUAUGAAACAAAGAAUGCACAGUACCAGCAUUAACUAUAAACCCUCACUUACCCAUCUUCUUAGAAGAAGCAGAGAAUUGGUGACAACAGAAACAGAUAUUUUUGCUAGUUUUAACAAGCAGAGAUACCAUGUGUCAGACUUAAACUGGUGUGACCAUUGGUAUCUUAUUUGUCACACCUCUGUUGUUGGGGUGAGAUAACCUUUGUUAUGAGUGUUUGACCAAUAAGAAUGAACCACUUACACGACAGGGAAGCAAAACAGUAGGAUCCUAUUGUAAACUACACAAUAUUAAUUACCCUAUGCUUUAUCAUACUAUGGUACACUUAACUGUACAAUACAGUUCUAUGCUAUACUAUACUUAACUAUACUAUGCUCUACUAAACUAUAUCAUACCGUAUUUAACUAUACCAUCUAUAUUAAAGCAUACAAUUAUAUCCUAUACAUAAUGAUACUAUAAUGCUCCAUACUAUACUAUGCUUUUAUACAAUAAUAUAACUCGCAAUAGCAAGGUGCCCUUUACUGUACUUUGCUAUUCAAUACUGUACUAUACUUAACACGACUAUACUAUCCAUACUAUAUUGUAUUAUAUUAUACUACACUAUGCAACUUAAUGCUUUGCAUUAGUACAGCACACCACACCAAACCAUACUUUGGUUCACAAUUCUAAACAGUGCUAAACUGUGCCAUAUAAUGCUAUAUUGUACUGUUCCAUGCUCUACUACAUACACUAUUCUGUCCCUACGAGAUUACACUUACUAUACUUUACUUAAUUAUACAUAACUAUGCUGUUAUGCUACACUAAACUAUGGUAAGCUAAACUAUACAGUGUGAUAAUUUUCAGUUCUACAAUAUACUAUAAAAAAAACUCUAAUCUGUACUGUACUUCACUGUAUUAUACUGUAUAAUGCUAUGCCAUUGCACACUAUGCCAUACCAAGUUUCACCAUACUAUACUAUACUAUACUAUACUAUACUAUACUGUUUCAUGCCAUACUUUACCCGGUUAAAAUGUGUUUUUUUUGCGAUGCUGCGCUGGACUAUUGUACACUCUACUAAGUUGUGCUUUGCUUUACGGUGUUAUACCACACAAUACAAUAUUAAACUAUUGAUUUCAUAGUUUUCCUCUUUAUGCUACUCCCUGUAAACUAGACUGUACUAUAUAAUGCUAUUCUAUACUAAACUACACUGCACUUUACUGUUAUAUACUAUACUACAUUACAUAUACAUAUACAACUAUGCUCCACUAUGUUAUACUUAUAUAUAUUAUACUUCACUGCACUGCAUUACACUACCCUACACUACAUCCUCUUAUACCUUGCUAUGCUUUUCAGUGUUUAGCCAUGCUUAGCAAGGCUACAAUAUGCCUUGCUCUGCAAUACUUGACUUUGGUUCUCUAUACUGUGCUAUCAAAGUUCUACUUUUUUUUAAACGUACCUUUUGUUGUGAAAGAAAGCCAAGAACGGAAACUACAACAGAGAAGUAAAAUGCAGCAUUUCACGACAACAUUCAGCCAUUUCGUAAACAGUUUAUCUUCCUUAUUCAUGUUUGAUGCUUUUCUACUCUCAUAGACAGAGUAUACACAGAGUAACUGAGUAUAACACAGACAAAAUCUUUUAUGGUUGUAAGAUGGUUUCCAUUGUCCUACAAGUCACAAGACACCAAGUGCAAUCACAACUUAAUGAGCUUGUUUGUUGGGAGCGACAUUACAUGAAGAGAAAGAGUGCCUUUUCUUUUCAUGAACCCACAGAUGUCAGCUUAAAAUCUUCUAACCUACAUUUGCAGUCUAUUCUGUUGGAUUUCAAACUUAAUUCUUAUUUAGUCAGUAUUCUUGUUUUUUGAAUUAUAAUCAGACACUUACCUGGACGUCAACUGGCACUCAGGUGAAUUCAGGAUCACCUGUCAGUGAGAUGCAGCCUGCUUACGCUGACCUUUGGUCCAUGUUGUAAAACCUGACACAUACUGUUACACAUUCAGAGACCUACUUACUUCAUCACUUCCUCGUUUUAGUUCGAACCUUUUUCACGCUUCUGUUGUAAACAACUCUUGUUAGAAGAAUUUUAGUAUAGCAGCAACUUAGUGAAUAGGAUUAAGCUUUUUUUUCAAAUCUGGUUUUAGGGAAGAAGCUUUACAAGCUGAGGAAACAGUGACCAGGGCACAGGGGGGUAUUUAUAAAACUGAAUGGAAAAAUGCAAAAGAAGAAGAAGUAAGAGGGCUUACAGGACAUGAAGUGAAAAAAACAACAAGAUGGAAAAGAGGAACAUGAUACUGUAAAUUUAAUUUACCACCUGACAACUCAUUGACCUUUCCCUGUCUGCAUCCUUGCAUCACCUAUCUUAUCUGUCAGUUAUAUGUGGCCAAGUACUUUUGUCACAUGUCUCCCUCCCUGCCCUUAUACAUGAGGUGAGGCACAUAUAAGAAUGAAACAGAAAGAUUACAGCCUCUUCUCGCCUGUUUUCUUCGCUCUACAGGAGAGAAGAAGCUAUCAGGGCGAUUGAGGAGGAGAUCAAGAGGGAGAGGAGGGUGGCUGAUGAGAUCAUUCAACAAAUGCCAGCUGUAAAGCAAGAGAAGUAUUUCACCAUGACAACAGCCAAUGAGGAGCUGUUGCAGGUAUAAAUGUGACCUUGUAUUCUUUUACUCAAAUUGCUCAACUUGUUGAUGAAAAAUGCUCUUAUCAUCCGUUAGAUGUAGCUUGAUUAAAUCACCCGCUGACGAGAUAAAACUCAAUUGUAGUACAUUUACACAUAAAACAUAAAAACAUGUAGCAACAUAACAGAUUAAGGCGGUUACAUACAGUUUCAUGUUCCUAUACCACAAUAAUAUUGUACUCAUACUCUACUUUAACAAAAUGAAUAAAUUAAUCUUAAUUUAUCAAUUUAUUAAUGUUUAUUUGUAUGAUACAUUUUUCUUUCCAGGAGCUGACUGUUCUCCAGGAGGAGCUGGACAUUCUAGUAACUAGGAAAGAGGACUAUGAAGCUGUAAGUUGGAGUAAAAAGUUGGGGGAGUUUGUGGUUAACAUACAUUAAAUUUAUCUGAACUGAAUAGGUAGGCUUUGUUGUUCAUAAUAAGCCAGGAUACAACAACAUUAAGACCACUGCUCCUGGUUGGUGCAUUGUACAGACUGUAUAACACAUGGACAUUGCCUCAGUAGGUUGCCCACUGGGUUUGUAAGGCCCAGUUUUGAAGCUUAUUUAUGAUGACCGCCAUAUUGGAAAUGUCGACUCAACCUAACUUUUGGUCGACUCACCAGGAAGCAAAGAAGUGGAGUUGAGCCAAACCUUUAGGUUAUAAAAUAGAAACUCCCUACAGUGUUUCUGAAUAGAGGCAUGAGCUAUUUGGCCCAUUUGUUUUUUUCAUGUUAAAGCUCCUGUAAGGAACUUUCGGUCUGUUUGAAUUUUGGCGUCCCCUAUGGACAAAGCAGACUUUGUUUAUAUUUUCUUCUAUGUGCUUUGUCUUCCGACAAAAAUGUUGAUCCUAUUGGCUUUUUGGUGAAUAUUUAAUGUGGAAAAUGUAAACAAAAAUAUUGUCCUCCUACGUGCAGGAGCUGGCACACUCACACAUAAAGCAGGAAGUGGUUCGUCUGCAUGAGACUCUGUCAGCGCUGGAGAUGAAGCGAGAUGCCAUGGAGGCCGAGCACAAGAGCCUGGGCUCCCCACAGGAGGAGCGGGAGAAAUUAUUGAAACAGGUUAGUUUUACAAGCAGGCCCUAUUUAAACCAGGUAAAGAAAGCAUCAGAUAUAGUGCAGAAUUCAAAAAACAAAAAUAACAAAAAACAAAACCUACAUUUUGUUGCUUGAAAGAAAAUCUUGAUGCAGUCUUAGUUUCAUGUUUGGGUCAACUUAAAGUUCGGGUUGAAAUGAUUGACUCUAAAUGCUGAAGUGUCCUGUGAGGUUUAUGGUGCAAUCUGGACAUGCUCACAAUAGGAGUCUUCAGAGAAGUCCACUUGCUUUGUUGGGGUCACUUCAGUGAGACCAGUGAUAUAACUGUGAGUGAUAAUGAACUACUGAUAGAAACUUCUGUUUUAACUUCCAGGUGAAGGAGGACAAUCAGGAAAUUGCCAGCAUGGAAAGACAGUAUGUAUUUACAUUACUUUCCUCCCUGCUGAGUCAUGUGUCUUUUCUUUAUUUUGCCUCAUUCAUCAAAUGUGCUUUGAGCUUUCCACUUGCUUACAUCUAAAUUUAAUUUAAAUUAUGUUUUUAGGCUUACAGAAAUCAGAGAAAGGACUGCACAGAUCACAGAGGAGAUCCGUCAGCUGGAGCAGGAUUCAGAGGAAGCACAGGGUAACAACUGAAGAAUACUCAAUGUUUUUUUUUUUAUGUUUGUUUUUUUAUGCUGUCUGAAAACGGUUGCAUCUGUCAUUUUUAUGUUACACUGUAAACAACAAACUUUUUUUUAGAUAAGUCAUGAAUUGAUGAUAACAAAAAUUACAUUAGUCUUUUGACUUUAUUCAUCAUUAACUGCCAAAUGUUUAAAUAUAUGAAAAACAAACUGAUUUUUUUCAUGUUUAAGACACUGCUUUCAUUGGCUUUGUUAGCUUUUGAUUAAUCCAGAUGUUAUUGAUUUACUUUCUGUAAUACAACUUUAUAAGAAACAGAUUCUAUGUGUAUUAACAUGGACUGACAGUAAAAGUUUUUCCGACAGACCGGUAAGUCUUAAAGGUGUAUUUGUCUGUUUAAAAGGUGAGCGUCAGCAGAAAUACAAGGAACUGAAGAAAAAAGAAGAGGAAAUUGAUCGUGAGUAAAUUUUUUGACGACAUAAAUAUUGAACAUGAUUCUGAACUAUUUGAAGAAUCACAGUUUUAAUUAGCUAGUGACAAUUUUCAGUGAUGUUCCCAUGGCUUGCAAACUUUCAAACACAUGUAGGUCAGUAUUUACAUCUUGAUCAUACAUAUACUGUAUGUUUAAAGAAAGGCAUAAUUAAAGUCUAAUAUAUCAAAAUAAAGUACAGAGUGGCAGAAAGCUAUCAGGUCUACAACAUAAAUCCUCUAGUAGGUCAAUACCAUAAUAACCAACAAUACAUCCUCACAGUUUAGCUUACUUUGUACAGAAAGGUGAAGGUUGGCAGAUACACAGCAGAGUAUAUUUGCAUUUUUUUUCUCUGACUCUACCAGCAGGUGUCACCACAGUCUCUGUAUUGUAAAUAAGAACAGAACAGCUGUUAUGUUACACAUCUGUUUGACCAGUUACUGUUUUAACAAGUUAGUAGGGGUAACUUGCUACAGCUCCCUCCUUUUAUUUGUUGCAGGGUACCUGGGCUCAUUUGAGGACUCAAGGGCUCAGGAGCAGGAGAAGAUGACUCAGUGUCAGGAGAACAUCGUCUCUCUCCUGGAGCACUGCAGCAGGGUGAGAAAAGGAGGGCAGUCAACAGACAUUACCAGAAAAGUUUGGGAAAGAAUACCUAGUGUGUUAGUAGUUAUGUGUGUUUGUGUGUGUAGAACAUGUUACGGCUGCGUCAGGUGGAUCGAGUCACUGCCGGUGAGCUGAGGAACAUGCAGGAAGUGCUGGUCAGCAAGGAGACAGAGGUGGUUCAAUCAGAGAGCACCGCCAGGGGACUGUCAACAGGUGAGCAAUAUACUCACAGAGCAUUGGUAACAUCUGCUAUAUUUGAAAAGUCCAACCAGCUAACUGGUAUUCUGUUAUUCUGUGCUCACACUAACCUCCUAGAGUCACAGCGUCUGCAGCAAGACCUGGAGAAGGUGCAGCAGCUGGAGGGGAAGAUAACAAGUGAGCUCAGCACCCUUAAGGAGCGUGUCAGCACCAUGGAGACUGAGCUACACACCUAUAGAGACCUGGACACCCUUAGGCACGAAGCAGAGGAGAAGAAAAAGGUCAAACGGGGGACAUUAAUGCUGAAAUUAUAUAAACGUGUCUUGUUGUGGACCAACUAAUUUCACAUAAAUCUCCUAUCUGUUCCCUAUCUCCUAAAACAGCAAAACAAAAAGCGAACUGCCUUGUUGUUGUUCUGUUGCAGAGACUACAAGAGGACCGUGUGUCACUAUCUCAGCGUCGUGAUUCCUUCAAACAGUUGCUGGAUGAAAUGAACCAGAAAUAUGAAGCUCUGACAACAAAGCUGCAAGAAAAUGAGACUCACACUCAGGUUUGUGACACUGAGAACUGAAAAAACAUCACACACAUUCACAGGAGCUACAAAAUCUGCUAACUAAGUAAUGACAAUUUAUUCUGCGAGGUCUUAUUAAUAACUUCUGUAGCAUCUUGGAUCUACUUUUGCAUUUACAUCCUUACUUCAGAUGCAGUUUUGCUUUGAUUUCAAACAUAUCGCUGCGUUGAUAUUGUACAGCUUGUACUAAUUUUGCAUUUGGUUUGUUUGCUUUGUUGUGUUUAGCUGACUAACCUUGAAAGGAAGUGGCGACACUUGGAGCAGAACAACUUCGUCAUGAAAGAGUGUAUCCUUUAAAAACUUGGCUUCAUCUCUUGGUUGUUAAGUUUUGGUCCCAUUUUAAAUAAUUCAGGCGUAAAACCCAAACCAAUGAUCUUUCCUUGACAGCAGGAUCAGUCAUUGCUUCAAAAUCUCAGGAGAGUGACUAUGACUCAGUCGCCAAGAACGUCUUCCAACAGAUCAACGAGUACAACAAGAACCUUAUAGAGUCAUUGCAGAGCAACAGGAGUUAAACAUAAAUUAGCAAUUAUACUGGAAAACAUUCUAGUUUGCUUAAAGUCUAAAUCUAUUUUUAAAAAAUGCAGAUUUUGAAAAUUAUUUGGAAAGAUAGAUUUAAAUGUUGAAAGUUUUCUGGUCUGAUAUCAAAGUGUCUCUGUUACCUGUUACAGUUUAGCUGAUUUUAGUUGUUGAAAUACCUUCUUUUUCAAAACAUAUGAGUAUUUAUCUCACUUUUUUGCAUUUGAAUGUAAAGUGCAAUUACUAACUGAAUAAAUACAUUUUUAAGCAAAGUAAAUAAAAUGUUGAAUGUAAA